Messenger RNA from Fibroporia radiculosa, 3054 nucleotides. RefSeq lists its product as uncharacterized. The transcript has 7 exons. The coding region runs from base 1 to 3054 and encodes 1017 amino acids. Lineage: Eukaryota; Fungi; Basidiomycota; Agaricomycetes; Polyporales; Fibroporiaceae. The record is from RefSeq and is a predicted model, not a curated record.
AUGUACGGCUUGUACAUGGAAAGCAGAGGCGCAAAGACUCAGAAUACGCAGUCUGGGAGGCCGGGGAGCCAAGGCACCUCGGCGCUGCGGUGGCGGAAGUCCGUUGGAGGGCACGUUUUCGGGCUCCGCCACUUUGCUUGUCGCUCUCCUCCUCAAUCCCAAUCGCUCCUUCAGGCCGGCGGGACUAGAGCCGAGUCGACGUCUGGCUGUCGAAUAUAUACCGCGCAUCCCCAGAUGAGCGCAUAUUACCGCGACCGCCUCCCCUCCUAUACUGCCAUCACCUCCGGACCAGAGCUUUAUGGUGCCAUCGCGAACAAUAUCCAACCCGAUCCGUCGGGCAUACCAGUCGCGGGCAACAGCAGUCAGACUGACCCGAUUCGCCGCUGUUCCGUUAAGGGAUGCGGGGUAGAACUGAGGUCGGAUUACGCGCUUAAAAUGUGCGAGGCUUGUCGGGGCCGCCAUCGCAAGUAUGCAAGCACGAAACGCGCGAAACGAAAGAUGGAGAAGGCCGCUCUCGGUGCACAAGGCGAUCACCAGGUAGUGUGGAUGCCAUCGGAUCCCACAGCCGACGGCACAGACGAGGAAUUGAGUGCCAUACAGACAGGCGAGCACGAACAUGUAUCAAGUACCCUCCCCGAAAGUGCAGCGCGAACAUAUGAAUAUACCCCUGGUACUUGGGACACGAACACCAUUGAUCCUUCUCUAUUUUCACAAGACUCGGAGCUUGCAGGAGCCCUAACGCCUGUUACAAAAGGGCGGCCGCACGACUUAACGCAUAAUGGCACAUCCACUUCUACUCCAGACACUAACGAAGCUGGACACCCCGCUAACGUUCAAUCUACCUCUAGCAACACAUCAGAAGCGCAGGCCUCUGAUCUCUCUCUUCCCCCACGAUUCUGCUCCAUUAAGGGCUGCAAAGCGUUGGUCUCUGGCACAUCAUUCUUCAAGAUGUGUGAACCUUGCCGAGAUCGAUACCGCAACUAUGGCACGACCAAGCGUGCAAAGUGGAAACGCGAGAAGGAAGAAGCUGUUUCAGUGCUCCAUAGGAUGCGCGAUGAAGAAGAUAGGCGUAGGGAACAGGCAGGGCUUCCUCCUAUAAGCCAGUCUCCUACAGAGUGGCGGGAUUGGCCAGAAGACGAACUCUCACCAGUGCAGUCUUCUUCGUCUGUACCUGACGCAGCAUCUCCUAAUGCCAACGUACCUCUUCCGCCCCGCAUGUGUACGGUCUCGCACUGCCGUGAGAUCCUUCCCGGAAAUUACCAGUACCUCCGCUGUGAACGCCAUCGUAUUCAAAAUCGACACCACAGUAAGCUGAAGCGGGUUCGUGACAAGGAAGUCAAGGCUCUAGCGUUUGAUGGUUGGGUUGCCGUCGCUGGCACCGGUAUCCGUGCUACGUCUGAGCUCAGCGGAGGGGAGUCUCCAUCUCCGUCUUUGCAGGAUACGUCAAUGGAAUCGAUGGAGCAGGAUUGCGACGAUAUCACUGGGAGCACUGGGCUCGGUGUCACUGUGGACGGUACCAUCCCUGCUGACGCACUGUCUGGCAUACCAUGCACAGGUGUGCCACCCGCUGCGCGUGGAACUAGGCGGACGAACCACGUCUGUUCAAUCAAGGCGUGUUACAAUCUUCUGGCUCCAACCAAUCCGUGGAAGAUGUGCGACUCAUGCCGAGCGCGGGACCGUGCCGGACGAAGGGACAAGGCGCUGCGAGAUAGUGGUCUUGCCACCACAUCAGCCUCAAAAGCGCCUAAGACUCCUAAGCUUCAAAAGACGCCUGUCCUGGCAGAGGAUGUGGGCGAGACCCCGGGAGAUGGACAAGGGGCUGCAAAGCUCAAGAAGAAGAAGACCACUACUACGUUGACGGAUCAAGGAGAUAGAGUCAAUUCCACUUCUGAAACUACAAUUUCUGAGCAAGUGGGAGGCAUUUCUAGCGUUGGCCUACCAUCCUCGUUCGUCGAUAAUUCGCAUAUAGCAGGCGUCCCGCCAUCAGAUCCUGAUCCCACAACAUUUGCCGGUGUCCCAGCGGACCUCAUUUUCAUGGAGCCGUUAUAUCAGGAUCCGGAUUCACAAAAUACGCCAUUAGGAUCAUCAAUCUCACCUGCUCAAGCCGUCAUCACACCGAGGCAGAAUGCCGUCUCAGAUCCCUUCCAGAUCGUGUCCACCGACGAGAUCGCAGGUAGAGCAUCACAGAGCGAAAUGGCUGUGCCAACUAGCAAGAAGAAAGCCAAACGCAAGAAGGGAUUGACUACUGUUCAGUCAAUCACACAGUCUAAUGUCCAUUCGAGGACUAGUAUCUCUACUGACACAAUAAGCACCAAUUUGUCCGCAGCCCCAGCUGCUACCCCCAAUCACGAACAGCCUAAUUCUUCCAUUGCUACUUCCCAGGCAGUUCCUUCUGCUGAUGCCUCCACUGAGAAUCUUUCUAAUGGCGAAGCUGCCCCCCCCUCAUUACCUAUGGCUCCCCAAUACCUGCCUUACUUCAUGCAUUCCUAUGGUAUGACACCUUACGGCGCUCAGCCCUCACCCUUCUCAUACAGCGCCUAUCCAUAUUCGCGUCCUCCAUAUCCUAGUGGUUCCACAUAUCAGCCAACAUAUGCUCCAUACCCCCAGCCCUAUAGCUUUCCUCACUACGGUCAACCAUACGCCCCUCAAGCUUUCCCUCCUCCACCUCCGCCACCUCCGCCUACCCCUCAAUCUAUGUACACCGUCUCAGCAGACUUUGUUUCACGUGAAGAGUACUCUGCAUCGCAAGGCGUGCAGGGUACAUCGGUCGACGGGACAAACCCUAACACUUCCCCCUACUACAGUACAUUCUCCGCCAAAACGGGUGAGCCUCACCAUAGGACCACGGUUAUGUUUUCGCUGCCGAAGAGGAAACGCGACGAGCAAGAGACGCUUGGUGCGAGCAAACGCCCAGUGUCUGCCGCAAAUCAAAGAUUGACUGCUGCUGCCUCCGUGGCGCUAGCAGGAAGCACGAGCGGACCCCUUAACAAAGGCUCGGAUGUCGCUCAGGAGAUAGUUUCCGGUGUACGACAGUACGCGAUGUACGCGAUGUAA